Messenger RNA from Boeremia exigua, 1996 nucleotides. Its product is annotated as purine permease. Bases 234 to 1955 code for a protein of 573 amino acids. Gene Ontology annotation, molecular function: xanthine transmembrane transporter activity. NCBI's taxonomy places the organism in Eukaryota, Fungi, Ascomycota, Dothideomycetes, Pleosporales, Didymellaceae. Gene Ontology annotation, biological process: xanthine transport; transmembrane transport. The transcript is spliced from 2 exons. Gene Ontology annotation, cellular component: fungal-type vacuole; membrane. The record is from RefSeq and is a predicted model, not a curated record.
CACUGAACAAGGUAGCAUCAAAGGCCUUUUGAGAGGACAACGUAUUAACGUUAGCGACGUCGCUACGGUGUACCCCGGUGUCAAUGAACGCCUAUCUCCAGAUUGACGGGGAAGUGGAGUCGGACAAUGCGUUGGUUGCUGGUCAUGGUCUAAGGUAGUUAUAUACCUAUGCUGGUCGUCAGUGAAUAUGGAUUCGUCCUGUCUGUGGAUCAUUGAGGACCAGAACCGUGAUCAUGGACUCGAAGACACCGGAAGAUCAACAUACUUACUCGCCAACAAGCACUCAGGAAGAGGGAACUGUGACUACAAAAUGGCAAGGACAUCUGGCGGAGCUGAAAUAUAUGCUCACCACGAAAGACGGAUGGGUGGGAGACUAUGACUACCUUUACCUGAUAACGCCCAACAUCUGGCCGCUGAACCGCAAGUACAAGGACUACAAGGCCCCCUUUUAUGGCAUGAACGAUCGUGUACCUCUUCUGUUGACGCUCAUACUCGGUCUCCAGCAUGCUCUCUGUAUGAUCGGCUCGAUAGUCUCACCGCCUCUGGCUAUUGCGUCGGGCGCGUUCAACUUCGAGCCCGGAAUGACACAGUACCUGGUAUCGACUGCUUUCAUAACCACUGGUAUCGCGACCGCCCUGCAGAUUACUCGGCUACACAUUACGAAGACGCCCUUUUUCAUUGGCACCGGACUUUUGAGUGUCGUCGGGCCAACGUUCGAUAUCCUUCCCAUCGUCUUCAAUUACGCGGCGCUUCGUUACAAAUCCGGUUCCUGUCCUGUAGCUGAAGAUGGGACACAGGGCGCCUGUCCGCAAGCCUGGGGGGCGGUACUUGGAACUAUGCUUUGCUGUGUUUGGAUUCAGAUCGGCAUGGCUUUCGUGCCUCCCAAGACCUUGAAUAAGAUAUUCCCAAAACUUAUCACCGGAUCUCUUCUCACGUUGAUUGGUGUAUACCUGAUCGGGAACGGUCUACAGAACUGGGGAGGCUCUUCCAACUGCCACGGAGGAGAAGGCUUCUAUGAGCUGUGUCCGAGCAUCGCAGCCCCUAAGCCGCUUCCUUGGGGAGAUCCAAAGCUGAUUGGCUUGGGAUUCAGUGUUUUCGCGACUAUCGUCGUCGUGGAAGCUAUCGGGGCACCACUGAUGCGGUCUGCUGCGGUCAUUAUCGGUCUGGCAGUGGGUUGCGCCAUUUCAGGAGCCACUGGAUACUGGUCAACCGAACAGCUUACUAGUGCCCCAAAUGGAACCUUCUUGUGGGUACACACCUUCAAGUUGUCCGUCGACGGCACACUUGUGUUGCCCCUGAUCAUCAUGUUUGCUUGUCAAGCCGUAUCGUGCAUCCCAGACAUUCUGGUCACGGCAGAGCUAUCAGACGUAGACAUCGAGGGUUCUGAAUUCAGCAGCCGUGUACAGGGUGGUAUAUUGUGCGACGGCCUCGGCAGUCUUUUCAGUGCAUUCGCCACUGGACCUCCAAUGGUUUCGCAGGUCGGCAACAACGGAGUCAUUGUUCUCACUGGCUGUGCUUCCCGACGCGCAGGCUGGGCAGCAAGCGCAUAUCUCAUCUUAAUGGGUGUUAUCGCAAAGUUUGGCGCGGUGUUUGCUUCUAUGCCGCCCUCGGUCCUAGGAGGCAUGCAAGUUUUCCUGUACUCGACAAUUGCAGUGGCUGGUAUUCGUGUGCUGGCAUUGAUUCCGUGGACCCGGCGAGAUCGAUUCAUCUUGACCGUGGCGCUCGGAAUUGGAUUCAUGGAUAUCUGCCAACCGGAAUGGUUCACCUCGAUUCUCACAUACGAUGGACCAAAUCAAAGUCUGGUUGGUCUUCAACAGGGAAUCAACCUCGCAGUCGAGACACCCUUUGUGAUAUCGGCCAUUGUAGGUGUAUUUCUAAAUUCGAUUCUGCCUAAAGAUAAGGCUGCUGCAGGAUAUGGAGAUGCAGCAAGGCAUCCGGUCAUCGGCGGACAGUGAGGUUGAAUUGUCACGGGCAUCGGAGAUUGGAUUUUGCGAGA